Messenger RNA from Rubroshorea leprosula, 1382 nucleotides. The record is from the annotation of a GenBank genome assembly. NCBI's taxonomy places the organism in Eukaryota, Viridiplantae, Streptophyta, Magnoliopsida, Malvales, Dipterocarpaceae.
UUUUUAUAUGACACCGAACGAAUUUAACUUUAAAUUAAUUGGGUUUAAUAUGAUUUUUAAGAUAUUAAGAGGUAUUAAUAAAAAAAUUAAUAAAUAAAAUUGAAAAAAAAAAAGAAUUUAAAAAACCACUCCACCAUAGGUGGGCCUAUGGCGUCUGCAUUACCGAAAUUGAUGUCAAAUUUCUGUUCGAGUCAAGUUCCUCUCUCUUUAAAAUGGAGUAACCUUUUCACACCGUCUUUCCUCUUUUUCGUGAGUACUUGGAAAAAGCAGCGUAGGGUUUGGUCUCGACAAAGCCAAGAUUACGCUCAUCUUAUAAUCCUUUGUUUAAGUUUACUGUCUCCCGGCCAGCUCAACUCACCUGUUGCUGUUUUUGUCCUCAUCGUCAUUUUCUCCGGUAAUCUUGCUUCUUUUCAUGUCUUUUUCUUUUGUUCUAUGCUUUUCAAUAGUGGGUUCUGAUUUUCUGCAACACCCACUUGGUGGUUUUUGCUCUACUGCGGAUUUUUGGAGGAUGGGAUAUUGUUAGUGUGGAAAAGGGAAAUUAUUUGGCUUGGUUAAUCUUUUCGGGGGUGCUUCUAUUUGGAAACUUAGAUGUGAAGUUAUUUGGUGUUGAACAGACGAACAUGAUCGAAUUUAUUGUUUUCCAUCUGUAAUUCAUCAAUUGGGUAUUCUUAUUUUGUGGAAUUGGAGGCUAGUGGGUCUUCUUCUAUCCACUUUAUUAGCGGGGAUUCUGUGAUUUUGCUAGAGUUGCUUUGGUUCUGCCAGAUCGCGGCAUUCACUAUGUGCAUGCUUAUUGCUGUUGGUUUUAGCUCGUUUCCCUUUAGGUGCACAGAGUUUCAUUCCCAUGUGGAUGAUUGUUCGUAGCAGGUUUUGGUGUAGCUACUAGAUCAUUUCAUUUGAUGUGAAUUUGGGGAAGAGCAUUCUUAGGUUUGUGAUGGAGGAUAUAGGACUCUUCAACCAAGGAUGGAAAUGGCUGCAAUCUCAGAAACAUGGCUGUUUGAGAGUGAAAAGGGCGUUAGUAUGUAGCAGAGACAGGAUGGGGGUCCUUAUGGAGCGGCAUUGGCCGAUGGUGUGCAAUGGGUGUGUGAAAGUUGGCAGGUUCUCAUGCUUCUUGUUGAUUUAUUGGAAAGACUGUGUUGUGAGAGGUUUCCAGUCUACUUUAAAAUUGGAUUCUGCUUCAUUAUUUGUUAUAAUGUGGAGUUUCUUCCUUAGUUUGACUUCCAUGUCAUGCCUGGUUUAUGUGCUUCUCAGUAUGGUAAAUCUUCUAUACUUUCUAUCUUUUUAAUUUUAUUGGUUUUGCUAUUUGCUGCAUCAUCUGUGCUUAUAUUGCUUUAUUUGGUUAUUUAAUAUCUAGUUUUCUUUUUUAAUAAUCUUGAUAAGGAUCA